Molecule: messenger RNA, 954 nt
Organism: Sodiomyces alkalinus F11
Lineage: Eukaryota; Fungi; Ascomycota; Sordariomycetes; Glomerellales; Plectosphaerellaceae
Exons: 4
Coding region: 1-954 (317 amino acids)
Biological process (GO): regulation of DNA-templated transcription
Molecular function (GO): DNA-binding transcription factor activity
Source: RefSeq, a predicted model, not a curated record
AUGUACCCCCCUCGUCCGCAGGGCACCAGCGAGUAUCCCAACGCGUAUAUCGAGUCUAUGCCGCAUAUGCCUAUGUAUCCCAUCCCACCACCACCACACCAGUACCCGUACGGAGCAGCGCCACCACCACUACCACCUCCGAGACAGUACUCCAGCCAGACCACCAGCAGCGCCUUCAGUAGUUCCGCCAACCCCGACGAAGACUGGACCAAGAUCUCAGACUUGGCUGAAAGGCGAAGGAUACAGAAUCGCAUUGCGCAGCGCAACUACCGCAAGAAACUCAAGAGACGUCUUGAAGAACUCGAGAGGCGGGCCGGUGAAGAAGGGAUGGGAACGGGGACGUCCGGAUCUGAGAAGCAGCAGACGCAGAAAAAAACAUCCAGUCCCGGCACGAACACAAGCUCCGGCACCAAGCGACAAUCCUCAUCUUCCUCCAAGUCCAGCAAGACCUCGGUACCGAAGGCGUCGAGCACAAACGACGGUCAAUUCACCCCGCCCAUGCAGCAAGAUGACGAGUUCCUCAUGCCGCCUGCCUACGAUGACAACCGCCCGAAGUCACAUACGCCUCCCCUCUUUCCAUAUCCCUCGUACGCCCACCAGGACGAGAUGGUCAUGGCCCACUCCCACUCGUAUCCGGCGCAGCAGCCCUAUUCCGCGCCCAUGGCCAGCGCUGAAGCGUACCCGACCUACCUUUCCGCUCCGGCCCCUGCCACGCUGCCGCCCAUGAACCACUUCAACGAUGCGAUCAAGCGAGAAGCCUACCCCAGCGACGACGGUUUGGCCUACAUGAACUACGGGUAUGUUCCGGGCAUCGAGAUGGCGGCGACCCAUUCGUACGAACAUCCCGAGCCUCAUACGCCGCCGCUCUCGCACACGUUCGACCAGUCGGCCAAUUGUUCCGAUACCUGUUACGAAUAUCCCACCACGCCGCUGUCCAUGCCGGGGUCACCGUGA